Messenger RNA from Erinaceus europaeus (western European hedgehog), 3758 nucleotides. RefSeq names its product anoctamin 8 (gene ANO8). Gene Ontology annotation, cellular component: plasma membrane. The record is from RefSeq and is a predicted model, not a curated record. Gene Ontology annotation, biological process: chloride transmembrane transport. Lineage: Eukaryota; Metazoa; Chordata; Mammalia; Eulipotyphla; Erinaceidae. Bases 139 to 3636 code for a protein of 1165 amino acids. The transcript is spliced from 18 exons. Gene Ontology annotation, molecular function: chloride channel activity.
GGCGCCCAGCGGACGGGAGGCCGGAGAUCCGCGCGGGCGGCGACGAGAACCAACGCGCUGCAGGGCGGCGCGGGCGGGCGCGGCCUUUGUCUCCUCCUCCGGGGCGCCCCCCCGCCGCCGUCCUGCCCGGCCCUGGCCAUGGCCGAUGCGGGCACCGCCGGCGCCGGGGGCACCGCCCUGGAGACCGAGCGCGGGAAGAGGCCGCCGCCCGAGGGCGAGCCCGCAGCCCCAGCUGCCGGGGUGCUGGACAAGCUCUUCGGGAAGCGGCUCCUGCAGGCGGGCCGCUACCUGGUGUCCCACAAGUCCUGGAUGAAGACGGUGCCCACGGAGAACUGCGACGUGCUCAUGACCUUCCCAGAUACCACGGACGACCACACGCUGCUUUGGCUGCUGAACCACAUCCGCGUGGGCGUCCCCGAGCUCAUCGUGCAGGUGCGGCACCACCGCCACACGCGGGCCUACGCCUUCUUCCUCACCGCCACCCACGAGAGCCUGCUCCGGGGCGCUGAUGAGCUGGGCCUGCGCAAAGCCGUGAAGGCCGAGUUCGGGGGCGGCACCAGGGGCUUCUCCUGUGAGGAGGACUUCAUCUACGAGAACGUGGACAGCGAGCUACGAUUCUUCACCUCGCAGGAACGCCAGUGCAUCAUCCGCUACUGGCUGCAGAAUCUGCGCGCCAAGCAGGGCGAGGCUCUGCACAACGUGCGCUUCCUGGAGGACCAGCCAAUCAUCCCCGAGCUGGUGGCCCGCGGGAUCAUCCAGCAGGUGUUCCCGGUGCACGAGCAGCGUAUCCUCAACCGGCUCAUGAAGUGCUGGGUUCAGGCCGUGUGUGACAACCAACCGCUGGACGAGAUCUGUGAUUACUUCGGUGUGAAGAUCGCCAUGUACUUCGCCUGGCUGGGCUUCUACACGUCGGCCAUGGUCUACCCCGCCGUCUUCGGCUCGGUGCUGUACACUUUCACCGAGGAGGACCAGACCAGCCGGGACGUCUCCUGUGUGGUCUUUGCUCUCUUCAACGUGGUGUGGUCCACGCUGUUCCUGGAGGAGUGGAAGCGGAGGGGGGCAGAGCUGGCCUACAAGUGGGGGACCCUGGACUCGCCCGCGGAGGCUGUGGAGGAGCCGAGGCCUCAGUUCAGGGGUGAGCGUCGCAUCAGCCCGGUGACCCGCGCGGAAGAGCUCUACUACCCGCCCUGGAAGCGCCUGCUGUUCCAGCUGCUUGUCAGCCUUCCGCUGUGCCUGGGCUGCCUGGCCUGCAUCUUCCUGCUCAUGCUGGGCUGCCUUCAGCUGCAGGAGCUGAUGCUGAGUGUGAAAGGGCUUCCCCGGCUGGCCCACUUCCUGCCGAAGGUCGUGCUGGCCCUGCUAGUCAGCCUCAGCGCCGAGGGCUACAAGAAGCUGGCCGUGUGGCUCAAUGACAUGGAGAACUACCGGCUAGAGAGCACGUAUGAGAGGCAUCUCAUCAUCAAAGUGGUCCUGUUCCAGUUCAUCAACUCCUACCUGUGUCUCUUCUACAUCGGCUUCUACCUCAGGGACAUGGAGCGUCUGAAAGAGAUGCUCGCCACGCUGCUCAUCACGCGCCAGCUGCUGCAGGAUAUCCGUGAGGUUCUGCAGCCACACUUGUACCGCCGCCUGGGCCCCGGCUGCCGGGGCCUGCACGCAGCCUGGGAGCUGGGCCGCGCCCUCCUGGCUCUGCUGGGCCCGCGGCGCCCGGCCCCCGGCCGGCUGGAGCCCCAGGCCAAGGACGCGUGCCUGGGCAGGGGCUGUGGGGCGCCCGAGGAGGAGGAGGAGGCCUCAGCAGAGCGGCCCCCGGUGGGUGAAGGCCGGGAGGCCCCCGACAGCCCUGCGGGAGGCAAGGAGGAAGAGGAGGAGUUAGAGGAGGAGCCGGAGCUGGAAGAGGACGAGGAGGAGGACGAGGAGGAGGACGAGGAGGAGGAGGACGAGGAGGCCGGCCUCCUGGACUGCGGGCUGAGACUCAAGAGGGUCAGCUUUGCCGAGCGGAGGGCCCGGUGGCCAGACCCCGCGGCCCUCCUGGAGGAGGGGAGCCCCACCCUGGUGGAGAAGGGGCUGGAGCCUGGCGUGAUCACGCUGGCCGAGGACGACGACGAGGCUGAGGGGGCGGCCGGCAGCCCCGAGCGGGAGCCCCCAGAGCCCGUGAAGCUCCGCCAGGCCGUGAGCGAGGGCCGGGACCCAGGGCCUGAGAACGGGCCGGGGCUGGAGCCGGAGCAGGAGCCAGAGCCAGAGCCAGAUUCGGCACGGAGGCAACGGAGGCAGAACCGGGCAUCCUGGAUCGACCCCCCGGAGGAGGAAGACUCCCCACAGCUGACGCAGGCAGAGCUGGAGAGCUGUAUGAAGAAGUACGAGGACACGUUCGAGGCCUCGCAGGAGCUGCUGGUGCAGUUCGGCUACGUGGCGCUGUUCUCCGCCGCCUUCCCGCUGGCCCCGCUGUGCGCGCUGCUGCACAACCUGCUCGGCAUGCGCGGGGCGGCGCUGCGCCUGUGCGGGGGGCUGCAGCGGCCCUUCGGCCAGCGCGCCGGCAGCAUCGGACCCUGGCAGCAGGCCAUGGAGGCGAUGGGGCUGCUGGCCGUCGUGGUCAACUGCUUCCUGCUCGGCCAGUGCGGGCAGCUGCGCCGCCUCCUCCCCGGGCUCAGCCCCGAGGGCGCCGUGGUGGCGCUGGUCCUGCUGGAGCACUUCGCCCUGCUGCUCAAGUACCUGAUCCACGUGGCCGUCCCCGACAUCCCGGGCUGGGUGGCCGAGGAGAUGGCCAAGCUGGACUUCCAGCGGCGCGAGGCCUUCAAGCGGCACGAGCGCCAGGCGCAGCAACACUUUCAGCAGCAGCAGCGGCGGCGGCGGGAGGACGAGGAGCGGCAGCGGCAGGAGCAGCUCGCGCGGCGGGAGCGGGACGGCGGCGGCGGCGGCGGCGGGCGGGAGGCGGCGCGGGGCGCGGCGGCGGGGGGCGCGGGGGGCGCGGGGCCCGAGCGGGCGGCCAAGGCCAAGGGCGGGGAGCGGCCCCGGAGGCCCGGCUCGCUGCUGGCCCCCAACCACGUGCUGCGGCUCAAGCAGAUGCUGCCCCUGCAGGUGCGGCUGCUGGGGGGCCCCCCGCCCGCGCGGCCGGCGCCCCCCGCGCCCCCCGACCCGCGGCCGCCCGGCUUCCUGGGGCUGCGCUUCCUCAAGGCACCCGAGGCGCGGCGGGACCCCGAGCGCAGCCACUCGCCGCCCAAGGCCUUCCACGCCGCCAAGCUCUUCCCCUUCGGGGGCGCCCGCGACGCCGCCCCCCCGACCCCGACCCCGACCCCGCGGCCCGAGCCCCCCGCCGCCCGGGCGCAGCGCCCCGGGGCCCCGGACGACGACGAGCCCGCGGCCGCAGAGGAGGAAGCCUCAGGGCCCCCGGGCGCCCCCCGCCUCCGCGCCCGCCGCAGCCGGAGCCCCGCGCCGCCCCGGCCCCCGACGCCGCCCGCCGGCUGCUGGCAGUGGGACUGCGGGGCCGAGGCCGGGGCGCCCCGCCGGCCCCCCGACACCCCCGGGCCCGCGCCCCUGCCCGCGGCCGCCAGCUUCUACGCGCUCCCGCCGCCCGGCGCGCCCCCCAGCCCCCGCCCCAGCCCCAGCCCCAGCCCCCCGGCCGUGUGCUGGCCCGCCUGGCCCUGAGCGCGCGCCGGAGCCGGGGCCCCACACCACCAGGACACACCCGGCCUUUAUUUAUUCUUAAUUUAUUUUGUCAUAUUUUUGUAAAACGGCAGAAACGCAAUAAAAAGUCUAUUUCGACAGUG